Messenger RNA from Dictyostelium discoideum AX4, 4053 nucleotides. It is a transcript of the gene abcC13, whose product is annotated as ABC transporter C family protein. Gene Ontology annotation, biological process: transmembrane transport; culmination involved in sorocarp development. Gene Ontology annotation, molecular function: ATP binding; ATP hydrolysis activity; ABC-type transporter activity. Lineage: Eukaryota; Evosea; Eumycetozoa; Dictyosteliales; Dictyosteliaceae. The record is from RefSeq and is a predicted model, not a curated record. The coding region runs from base 1 to 4053 and encodes 1350 amino acids. The transcript is spliced from 3 exons. Gene Ontology annotation, cellular component: membrane.
AUGUUUGAAAGAAUUAAUAAAAUUAAAAAAAAGAUCAAAGAGAAAUUGUCAUAUUCAAUUUUAAAAGAUGAAAAAAUUGAUUACUAUAAUCUACCAUGUCCAGAAGAAAGUGCAUCAUUUUUAUCAAAAUUAACAUUUUCAUGGACUCAAAGAAUGUUAAUGACUGGUUAUUUUAGAGGUCCAAUUCAAAUGAGUGAUAUUUGUGAUUUACCAGAUGAUGUUAAAGUUCAAAAAACAAAUCCAAUUUUAGAUGAUAUUGAUUUUGGUAAUAGUAAAUGGCCAUUACUUAAAUUUAUUUAUACAAAUUUUGUAACAAAAAAUAAAAAAUCAAUUUUUAUUGUAAUUUUAUGUGCUAUAUUUUCAAUUUUAUCACCAUUAUGUUUAAAAUAUUUUAUAAAAUAUAUACAAUUAUCAAAAAAUGAAAAAACAUUUUUAACAGGGUUAGGAUAUUGUGUAUUAUUAUUUGUUGGUACAUUUUCCUAUACAUUAUCACAACAAUUUUUAUAUUGGUUUGGUAUGAGGACUUCAUUACAUGUCCGUGGGGCACUUUCACAAAGAAUCUAUGAAAAAAUGUUAAAAUUAUCAAGUUCAGGUGGUAAGAAAUAUAGUUCAGGUUCAAUUAUGAAUUUAAUUUCAACUGAUAUUGGUUUAUUUGCAGAUUUCUUUUGGAUUGGUCAUCUUGAAAUUAUUAUAUUCCCAAUUCAGAUUACUGCAUUACUUGCAUUAUUAUGUUGGAUAGUUGGUUGGAGUGGUUUAGUUGGUUUUGGUGUUAUGAUUAUAUCAUUACCAAUUAAUACAUUUUUUGGAUCAAAAAUGAGUAAAAAUUUAAUGUUAUCAUUAGGAUAUUCAGAUACAAGAUGUAAUUUAACAUCGGAAUUUAUAAAUGGUAUUAGAUUUUUAAAAUUAUAUGCAUGGGAGAAAUUAUUUUUAGAUAGAAUUGAAGAACAAAGAAGAUUACAAUUAAAAUAUUUAUAUAGACGUGUAAUAUUUGCAAUUUUUGAAAAGAUGUUAUCACAAACUACAAAUGCUGUUGUAUUAGUUUCAACAUUUUCAGUUUAUUCAAUUAAUAAUGAAAUUGAAUUAUCAGUUGCAUUCACAGCAAUUACAAUUUUCGUUAAUCUUAGACAACCAAUUAUGAGAUUACCAGAAGCAAUUCAUAAUUUAUUAGGUUUAAUACCUUCUGCAAAAAGAGUUGAAUCAUUUUUACAAUUAUCUGAAAUUCAAACUCAACCAUUUAUAAAUUUCAAUAAUAAAUCUAUUAAUGAUGAUAUUUUAAUUGAUAAUGGUACUUUUAAUUGGAAUCAAGAUAAUGAUGAUUAUAUAACUAAUAAUGGUGAUAAUAAUAAUAAUAAUAAUAAAAAUGAAAUUAAAAAAAGAUUAAUUGAAAAGAGUGAAGAAGAAUAUGAAACAACAACAACAACCACAGAUGAUAAUAAUAAUAAUAAUUAUGAAUCUUAUUUAUUAAAUAAUAUUAAUUUUAAAGCACCAGCAGGUAAAUUAACAAUAAUUUGUGGUGUAGUUGGUAGUGGUAAAACUAGUUUAGUUAGUGGUUUAAUUGGUGAAAUUUAUAAAGUUAGUGGUAGAGUUAAUACUCCAAAUAAAAUUUCAUUUACAACUCAACAAUCAUUUUUAUUAAGUACAUCAUUAAGAGAGAAUAUUUUAUUUGGUAAUGAAAUGAAUUUAGAACGUUAUAAAAAAGUAAUUGAAGCAUGUUGUCUCGCACCAGAUUUAUUACAAUUAGCAGCUAAAGAUUUAACAGAGAUUGGUGAACGUGGUAUUAAUUUAUCAGGUGGUCAAAAACAACGUAUAUCAUUGGCACGUGCAUUAUAUGCAAAUUCAGAUUGUUAUAUUUUAGAUGAACCUUUAUCAGCUGUUGAUCCAGAAGUUGCAACUCAUUUAUUCAAUCAUUGUAUUCAAGGUAUGAUGAAUGAUAAAACACGUAUUCUAGUUACACAUCAACUUCAAUUCAUUCCAUCAGCUGAUCAUAUAGUUGUUGUUGAUAAUGGUAAAUUAGUUCAAGGUACUUACUCAGAAUUAAAAUCAAAAGGUAUUGAUUUCGAAUCAAUUAUGAAAACAAAGAAAUUAAAUAUUGAUAACCAACAACAACAACAACAACAACAACAACAUGAUGAAAAUGAAAUUAUUGAUGAAAAUCCAAUGAAAAAAUCAAAUUCAUUGAUUGAAUCAAAUAAAUUAAUUAAUAUUGAUGAAAUUAUUAGUGAUAAACAUGAUUCAAAUUUAAUUGAAAAAGCAAAAUUAUUAGUAAAAGAAGAUAAAAGUGAAGGUGCAAUUGGAUUACAUGUUUAUAGAGAAUAUUUUAAACAUGGUUCAUCAACAUUCUUUUUUAUUGCAACUUGUGUAGUUUAUUUCUUUAGUCAAGCGAUUUUCCAAAUGACAGAUUUUUGGUUAUCAACAUGGUCACAACAUAAACUUCAAGGUAAAUCAGAUAGUUUCUAUAUAUUUUAUUAUAUAAUAUUCAUUGGAUUAUUUAUAGUUACAUUGGUAAUUAGAUAUUUUAUGUUGGCACAUGUUACAUUUUCAGCAUCAAAGAAUUUACAUACAUCAUUAUUGAAUUCAGUUGGUUUUGCAAGUUGUCAAUUCUUUGAUACGAAUCCAUCAGGUCGUAUAUUAAAUAGAUUUAGUAAGGAUAUUGCCGAGAUUGAUUUACUAUUAUAUGAUUUAUUCUCUGAUGUACUUUAUUGUGGUUCGACUGUCGUUUUCGCAAUUUGCGUUAUGAUUUAUAUUAGUCCAUUAAUUAGUUUACCAUUUUUAGUGUUAAUUAUAGUUUAUAAUAUUAUAAAGAAUAUUUAUGCUGUAUCAUCAAGGGAUUUAAAAAGAUAUGAAUCAAUUACAAGAAGUCCAAUCUUCUCAUUGUUACAAGAGACUUUUAAUGGUUUGGUUACAAUUAGAAGCUAUCAACAACAAAAUAGAUUCAUUUCAAUGAUGCAAGAUCAUAUCAAUAUUAAUUUACGUUUAUUCUAUUAUAGUUUUUCAAUUCAUAGAUGGAUUGGUGUACGUUUAGAAUUUAUCUCUGCUUUAGUUGUUUUCUUAACUGCUUUCUUCUCCUUAUUCAAUUCAAAUGCUGGUUUCUCUGUUUUAUCUGUUACAACUGCAAUUGGAAUGUGUACCUAUUUAAAUUGGGCUGUUAGACAAUUUGUAGAACUUGAAGUUAAAAUGAAUUCAGUUGAAAGAAUUGAAAGUUAUAUAAAUACUCCAAAAGAAGGUAAUAGAUUUACAAUUGAUAAUGAAGAAGAAGGAGAAGAAAAUAUGAUUAAUUUAAAUGAAAAAUGGCCAUCUAAAGGUGAAAUUGAAUUUAGAGAUGUUGAAAUUAGAUAUCGUCCAACUUCAGAACCAAGUUUAAAAAAUUUAUCAUUUAAAAUCAAUUCAAAUGAUCAUAUUGGUAUUGUUGGUAGAACUGGUGCAGGUAAGAGUACCGUUGGUAUAAGUUUAUUCCGUAUGGUUGAAUGUUCUAAAGGUUCAAUUUUAAUUGAUGGUAUUGACAUUUCAAAGAUUGGAUUACACGAUUUAAGAAGUUCACUUGGUAUUGUCCCACAAGAUCCAUUCAUUUUCUCUGGUACUAUUCGUUUAAAUAUCGAUCCAUUUAAUAAAUACACUGAUAGUGAAAUUUGGGUAGCUUUAGAAAAGGUUAAAUUAAAAUCAACAAUUUCAUCAAUGCCAUUAAAAUUAGAAACUAUGAUAGAAGAAGGUGGUGACGGUUUAUCGUUUGGUCAAAAGCAAUUACUUUGUUUAUCAAGAACAAUUUUAAAGAAUUCUAAAGUAGUCCUAAUGGAUGAAGCUACCUCUGGUAUAGAUUAUGUAACAGGUGAUUUAAUUAAACAAACUUUACUUGAAAAUUUCAAUGAUUGUACAAUGCUAACAAUUGCACAUAGACUCGACACAAUCAUUGAUAGUACUAAAAUCGCUGUUGUCGAUAAAGGUGAAUUAAUAGAAUAUGAUACACCAAUUAAUUUAAUUAAUACUAAAAAUUCAAAAUUCAGUAAAUUAGUUAAAUAUCAAACUGAUUUUCAUAAAGAAAAUGAAAAGAAUUUUUAA